Molecule: messenger RNA, 1368 nt
Organism: Dissoconium aciculare CBS 342.82
Lineage: Eukaryota; Fungi; Ascomycota; Dothideomycetes; Mycosphaerellales; Dissoconiaceae
Product: glycoside hydrolase family 76 protein
Exons: 7
Coding region: 1-1368 (455 amino acids)
Biological process (GO): carbohydrate catabolic process; fungal-type cell wall biogenesis
Molecular function (GO): mannan endo-1,6-alpha-mannosidase activity
Source: RefSeq, a predicted model, not a curated record
AUGAAAUUCUUCACAAGCGGGCGACUGACACUAUUGACCGUGUUGACCAGUAUUCUCACGACUUCUACGUUAGCACUCACCGUCGACGUCCAUGAUCCAGAAUCCGUUAAGAAGAAUGCAGCGAUUAUCGCCCAUGGUCUGGUGCAGUUCUACCAUGGAAAUGAAACGGGCAAGAUUCCAGGAAUCGUCGACGGCUAUUAUUGGUGGAUUGCAGGCGCGAUGUUCAACGCACUUAUCAACUACUGGCACUAUACUGGCGACUCAACUUAUAAUGCUAUCACUUCGCAAGCGUUACUGUUUCAGACAGGACCAGACAACAAUUACCUGCCUCCCAACCAAACUACUUCAGCCGGAAACGACGAUCAAAUGUUUUGGGCAUACACUGUCAUGGCGGCUGCCGAGUACAAAUUUCCAGACCCGCCGGCUGAUAAACCUCAAUGGCUGGCGCUCGCACAGGGCGUCUUCAAUUCCCAGGCAGCACGAUGGGAUAGCGCCCACUGUGGAGGCGGACUUCGGUGGCAGAUCCAAAUCGCUAAUCCGGGCUACACGUACAAAAACACUCCAUCCAACGGUGGCCUUUUCAACCUGGCCUCGCGACUGUACGCCUACACUGGCAACGCCACAUUUCUGACAUGGGCAGAAAAAGUGUUUGAUUGGAUGGAAGACGUCCACUUAAUUGACGCAGCUCACAUCGUGUACGACGGCGCACAAUUCAAGGACAACCUCAAUUGCACGCAAAUCGAUGACACGCGAUGGACAUAUAACCAGGGUGUCAUGAUUCAGGGAGCGGCGACGUUGUGGAAAGCGACUAACGAUACCAAAUGGCAAACUCGAACGUUAGAACUUUGGAAUGCAGCAAAGUUCUUCUUUGACAAGCAGAAUGUCAUGUUUGAGGUAUGCGAGAAUCCGGCCGGCGCAGCCUGUAAUCAUGAUCAACAGAGCUUCAAAGCAUAUCUCGCGCGUUCGCUGUCAGCUUCCAUGGCCCUCGCGCCCUUUCUUAAACCCCUUGUGAUGCCUUACAUACAAGCCUCAGCUCAGGCUGCCGCCCAGCAAUGCUCUGGAGGCACGGACGGCGUCACCUGCGGGAUGAGAUGGUCCACCGGUGGUCCUGUAUGGGACGGCUCUUAUGGCGUUGGCCAACAAAUGGCUGCUCUAGAAAUUCUCGGUGCAAAUCUAGGAAAGAACAGCUCGGCACCUGUGACAAGCGAUACUGGUGGCACCAGCAAAGGCGAUCCACUGGCAGGGACAGGCGCCGACAAGGCCAGAAAGGGUGAAGAAUCGCUGAGAGCUAUCACGACAGGAGAUCAGGCUGGCGCGGGAAUUCUCACCGGUGUUUUGUGCAUUUUCACCAUGGGCGGUGGUUGGUAA